This is a messenger RNA of Rhipicephalus microplus (southern cattle tick), 3047 nucleotides long. It is a transcript of the gene Psi, whose product is annotated as P-element somatic inhibitor. The record is from RefSeq and is a predicted model, not a curated record. Gene Ontology annotation, biological process: regulation of DNA-templated transcription. NCBI's taxonomy places the organism in Eukaryota, Metazoa, Arthropoda, Arachnida, Ixodida, Ixodidae. Gene Ontology annotation, molecular function: RNA binding.
ACGUGACAAAUGCACUACCGCCUUAUUGAGGUCUUGCAGCAUGUCGGAUUUCACCGCGGUUGCGCCGCCACAAUCUAAUAUUUCUAGUGGGUACGAUCCUAGUGCAGCGUUCGCGGAUGCUGUGCAAAGAGCGCGACAGAUCGCUGCAAAGAUUAACCCCCCAUCAAAUUCCGAAGUGGGCGCUAUACCUGGCGGUGGAAUCAAGCGGCCUCUAGAGGAUAGCAUGGACAGGAAUGAUGGCUCACCAGACGCCAAGAAACUGGCCGCCGUGAAUGACCCGUUUGGAGCACAGCUGGCGGCAUUGGCUCAGCAGAGGGGUUCCCUAGCAAAUGCUGCACCGGCUGUUGAAGAGUGGAGUGUACCUGACAAAAUGGUUGGACUAAUCAUUGGUCGGGGAGGCGAGCAGAUCAGUCGGCUGCAAGCGGAGUCUGGGUGCAAGAUCCAGAUGGCUCCCGAUUGUGGGGGUAUGUCGGAGCGACCCUGCACCCUGACUGGACCACGGCAUGCUAUUGAGAAGGCAAAGGAAAUGAUCAACCAGAUUAUAAGUCGUGGAGGGGAUCCAAGCCAGCUGAAUGAUGGCCACGUCGUAGUGGAACUCAUGGUGCCGGGGCCCCGGGUGGGCCUGGUCAUCGGCAAGGGCGGCGAGACCAUCAGAGGGCUGCAGGAGCGAGCCAAUGUAAAGAUGGUGAUGAUUCAAGAUGGCCCCCAGCAGUCUAUGAUGGACAAGCCCCUCCGCAUCACCGGCGAGAAGAGCAAAUGUGAGUACGCCAAGCGUCUUGUGCUAGACCUCAUCACGGAAAAGGAGCUGGAAAAUGUACGCCGUGGCUAUGGAGGGGGUGGCCCUGGUGGUGGCGGUGGUGGCGGCGGCGGCGGGGGCGGCGAGUACGGUGGGCCUCCUGGAGGUGGUCCUGGUGGAGGAGGCCCUGGCGGGGCUUCUCAGGAAGUCCUGGUGCCCAAGCAGGCAGUUGGUGUGGUGAUUGGCAAGCAGGGCGAUAUGAUCAAGCGCAUCCAGCAGGAGACUGGUGCCCGUGUCCAGUUCCAGCAGCCACAGGAUGACAAUGCUCCAGACCGUGUCUGUCUGCUCACUGGCGGCCCUGAUCAAGUGCACCAUGCUGCCUCGUUCAUUGGCGAGCUCAUCCAGAGUGUCCUGAACCGCAGCGGAUUCGCUCCGCAAAGACAAUUUGGAUUUCCGCCACCUUUCGCUAGAGACCAGCAAAACAUGGGACGUGGAAGAGGUCGAGGUAGAGGGGGCUUUGAUGGAGGGUUUGGGCCACCAGGAGGUCCUGGCAUGGGUCGUGGUGGUCGUGGUCGUGGGCCCGGUGGGGAUGACGUGCACGAGGUUCAGUACACUGUGCCCGCCAACAAGUGUGGCUUGGUCAUUGGCAAGGGUGGAGAGGCCAUUCGUCAGAUCAACCAGCAGUCUGGCGCCCAUGUGGAACUGUCCAGGGCACCCCCGCCAAACCCUGUAGAGAAAGUUUUCAUCAUUCGGGGCAAUCCUCAGCAGAUUGAGCAUGCUCAGCAAUUGAUCAAUGAGCGGAUAGGCGGGCCUCCACCAGGAGCAGCCAAUGGGCAGGGCCCCCCUAACUACCCAACACAGUACCCACAGCCAUACCAACAGCCUCCGCCUCCUAACCAGCCAUAUGCACCACAGGGUUGGGGAAAUGCCUACCAGCACUGGCAGAACCAAAGUGCACCACCGAAUGACCCCUCUAAAGCGGCCGCUGACGCCAACGCUGCAGCCUGGGCUGCAUAUUACGCACAAUAUUAUGGGCAGCAGGGUGGCCAGCCUCCACAAACACCCCAGCCUCCGCAGGCAGGUGCUGCUCCCGCAAUGCCCACUCAAGCUGCUCCUCAGCCGCAACAGCAGCAGCAGCCUCCACAGGCAGGAGCACCUGCAGGUGCACAGCCCGACUACAGUCAAGCCUGGAUAGAGUAUUACAGAUCUUUGGGGAUGUUCCGAGAAGCAGAGAUGAUUGAGCAACAGGCACGAGGCAACCAAACCCAGCAGAAGACUUCAGUGCGGUCGAAAAAGGGGCAGCAGGGUGCCUUCCCUCCGGGUGGUACUGGUCCAGGGGCCCAACAGCAGCCAGGUCAGGCUGCUGGUGCUGCACCAGGCCAGCCAGGGGCUGCCGGUGCCCCUCCGCCAGCGCAGGGCUAUCCUUAUUCAGGGCAACAAGGACCCCCAGCAGGUGCUCCUCCUGCUGGUCAGCCCACGUAUGGGGCUCCUCCUGGUGGAGCUGCAGCUGCCACAGCUCAGUACCCUGGUUAUAGCUAUCCAGGCUAUGGGGGUGCUCCCCAGUAAUUGGAAUCACUGAUUUUGAGCUGUCUGCCCUAGAAGUGUGCUACUACUACCCUCUUGCCCUUGGUCCUCUUGAUGAUCAUGAUCUUGAUGCUUGUGCACACUCCGGGGCGGUAUUGCACAAUGCAGAGCAGGCCCUUGAAAGUGAUAAAAUAUCAUAAAAGAAAACCUUGCUAUCAAGAAAUUGGCAUCCUCCUUUGCUGCUGGAUUGCUUUAUUCUGCUCUUCACCACACCCUUAGUGCACAGCUCCAAUGGCCUCAUUUGUUUUUAGUUCUCUCCUUGAUUGCGGUGGGUAUCCUAAAAUUUGGGCGCCGGAGAGCAGGUUGGCUUGUAGGGGGGCAACACAGUGGCAGACACAUUCCGACAUGCUGCUCUGGAAGGGCAAGUGGCUUCUUUCGACGGUGUCUCUGUGCAGACAAAGUAUUAUUGUGUAACACUACACGUGCACAUUAAAUUCACAUCUAACCUGUCAUAAAUAUUUUUUCUUAAUGCUCACAAUUAUUCUGAUUGUCCAGUAACAUUUGUUUUUUUCUUGAGGCAACACAAUAGUUAGGCCAUCGUCUUGUUCAUUACCUAUUCGCACAGUUUUAUUGUACAGAUCAUACUCUCUGCGCCAUCUCGCAUUCAAUUGUCAUGUAACUAGAAUGGCCAUUGGGGUUUUUGUUUUUGACCUUUCUUAUGCUCCUGUUCUCAUUUUUUGUACUCUGUGGAAUAAACUUCUAUGUGAGAAGUGCUUUUUUCUCUGCA